Messenger RNA from Dictyostelium purpureum, 1011 nucleotides. RefSeq lists its product as uncharacterized. Gene Ontology annotation, molecular function: phosphatidylinositol transfer activity. Lineage: Eukaryota; Evosea; Eumycetozoa; Dictyosteliales; Dictyosteliaceae. The record is from RefSeq and is a predicted model, not a curated record. The transcript has 4 exons. Bases 1 to 1011 code for a protein of 336 amino acids.
AUGGAAGUUGAAACAGAUGUAACUACUACAAGCAAUACUGCAGGAUCAACAACUACAGCCGAACCAACAUUUUCACCACCAGUAUUAACAGAAGGUGAAGUUUUCGAUCCAUUAAAGAAUUUAAAUGAAAAACAAUUGGAAGCUUUCAAAGAAAUGAAGAAUCUUUUCUCUGAUUUAACAGAUCCAACAGAUAUCGAAUUUUGUACUGAUAUGUGUCUUUUAAGAUAUUUAAGAGCUAGAAAUUAUACAGUUGCAAAAUCAGAAAAGAUGUUAAGAGAUACUUUAGAAUGGAGAAAGAAAUAUAGACCACAAGAUAUUCAAUUAGGAGGUGAUAUUAGAGAAAUUGGUGCAGAAGGUUGUGUAUAUGUUAAUCAAAGAGAUAAAAAAGGAAGACCAAUCAUUUGGGCAGUACCAAGAAAUGAUACACUCAAAGAUGUUCCAAGUGAUAUUAAAUUUAAAAAUUUAGUUUAUUGGAUGGAACAAGGUUUCAAACGUAUGGAUGAAUCAAAAGGUAUUGAACAAUUUUGUUUUAUUGUCGAUUAUAAAGAUUUUUCAAGUGGUAAUAUGGAUAUGAAAACUAAUUUAGAAGCAAUGCACUUUUUAUUAGAUCAUUGCCCAGAGAUUGGGUCAUAUUUCAUUGCCACACCCUUUCUUGCUUGGGAAUAUCCCAUCUACGGAGGUCAAUAUCAAAGUAGAUCCCUCAUCAAAAAAAUACGGUGGAUGCAUCAUGUUUGGGAAAAAUCAUUAGGUGGGGAUUUGGAUUAUACUUAUAAUAUCGAUAACUAUUUAUUAGAAAAUCCAGAUCCAAUCGUUGAAAGAAAAGAAGGUGAUGAACCAGAGCUCACUUCAAAAGAGAAAAAAGAAAAAGAAAAGAAAGAGAAAAAAGAAAAAAAGAAAGGAGAAAAAGAAGAAAAGAAAAAAGAAAAAGAAGAAAAGAAAAAAGAGAAAAAAGAAAAGAGAGAAAAAGAAAAGAAAGAAAAGAAAGAAACUGUAGAGGAAGAGGUUGAUUAA